GGUUCUUCUUAUCGCGGGUGCGUGAACGCACAUACACAUACAUCUUUGUAUAUAUAUACACAGUACUAUUUACGCAGCGCACGCACAAACGCACUCUGAAGCAGUCUAAAUACGCUCGCACGCAAUGCUAUCGCCGGCAAAGCGCUCACGAAUCGCCGCGCGCGUGGGGAGGCACCAUAACACCACAAUAAUACUCGACGACAUAAUAUUAUAGGCAGUGUAAACGCGCGCGCCGUUGACGCCGCCGCCGCCGCCGUUGCUGUUUGCUUGCUUGUUCGCUCGCGCGCGCACACGCACACACGCACACUUGCGAACGUCCGUAUACACGUGCCGCCGGGAAACCGAGAGAGGAGACCGUUUCGGACGGAACGCUCCCGCCGCCUUCGGGGCUUCAGUAGGCUGUUGACUGUUGGCUGCGGUCCCGCGACCGCGCGAUAAUAUCGUAUAUUAUAUUAUACUGCACGUCCGCAUCAUCGCGCAACAUUCGUACCGCAAGCGUUCACCUGCAUAGUCGUGUACUGCUUAUCUCAAGUUUUCACAAUUUCCUAGUUUUUUUUGUUGUUUUUUUUCUCUAUUAAAUUUGUUUAUCAUUCAUCUUUCGAUCCCGCUCUUGCCAUCUCUGUUCUUUUUUCGUUUUCUUCCCCUCUCUUAAGACGACCGUGAGCAGCUGCACCGCUCGCAUAUAUACAAAAAAAAUAUAUAGUGUGAGAAAGAGAAAGAGAGAGAAAGAGAGAGAGAGAGAGAGAGUAACUGCAUAGUUGCAGUAUAGUCACUACAUUAUACUAUUAGUCUCGUCUAGUCUCUGGUCCCGCGCGCUCGUCUCCCUGCUGUCAGUAACCGUGGAGGAAUGCCCCAGUGAAAAAUGGCUCAGCUUUGGGACAAGUCGCAAAAACAGUGGAUAAAAAAUUUCUGGCUCAACCUCAAAAACAACAACAAAAACGCCGGCGAAAAUGUUUUGGGCCAUGUAUCCGACAUGGUAGAACUUAUCAAUGGGGAAAUGCCGAUAUUGAGCUCGUCUAGUGGAGGAGCAUCGACAGAUUUCGUUCGCGUUGGCAUCGACUGUACGCUUAGCCCGUUGAAACCGGCCACUGCUACAACCGGAACCCUACACAAUCAACAACAACAACAACAACAACAGCUACACCAGAAGACGGCUAUCGACGUCGCAGAGAACGCUUCCGAGGGAUCGGCAGCGGCGGCGGCGAUCAAGCGUGUGGUGUGUAGCCCGGAUCUGCCGGUGUUCACCAUAACGCCAGUGGUCGAAGAAGCGGCCGUGAUCAUCGACUCGGCUAAGACGGGGGCCGCGGCGGUUGCGGCCGACCCGGCUGGUCUGCCGUCAUCUCAUACGGCCACCACGGCGUCUGACAAGUCUCUGCAGUGCAACGUGUGCCACAAGGUAUUCAUGCAGAAAAACGCUUUCCAAAAUCACUUGCGAUCUCACGUGAAGGACACGACGACGGACGGCCCGUUCCAGUGCAACUACUGCAGCAAGUCGUUUACGGUACCAGCCCGGUUGACCCGGCACUACCGAACGCACACCGGUGAAAAGCCGUACAAAUGCGAGUAUUGCGACAAACCGUUCUCGGUCAAGGAGAACCUGAGCGUGCACCGGCGCAUCCACACUAAGGAGAGGCCGUACAAAUGUGACGUGUGCGAGCGGGCGUUUGAGCACAGUGGAAAAUUGCACCGGCACAUGCGCAUACACACUGGUGAACGGCCACACAAGUGUUCGUUCUGCGACAAGACGUUCAUCCAGAGCGGCCAACUGGUCAUUCACAUACGCACUCACACUGGCGAAAAACCGUACGUGUGCAAAACGUGUGAUAAGGGGUUCACGUGCUCCAAGCAGCUCAAGGUACACACACGCACGCACACAGGCGAGAAGCCGUACUCGUGUGACAUAUGUGGCAAGUCGUUCGGCUACAACCACGUGCUCAAGCUCCACCAGGUGUCGCAUUAUGGCGAGAAAGUGUACAAGUGCACAAUUUGCAAUGGCACGUUCACGUCCAAGAAGACCAUGGAGAGCCACAUAAAGAGUCAUUCGGACAACGGUGGUGGUGGAGCAGCGUCGGCCGCUGCGGCUGCCGCUAACGGUAUCCAGGUGACCGGCAGCGCUGCAGCGGCUGCGGACGCGGGUGCACUGGUCAUUACUGUGCAAUCUUCGUCUAAAAAAGACGCGGCUUCCGAGGGUGAGACUUCGUCGAGCUGUGGUAGCGACAAGGAGAACAACAAGUCUACAGGAGCCACGUCCGCUGCGGUAUUGCUUCAGCUGUCUGACGAACCGAAACGCACUAAUCUUCUUUUGCAGCAGUCGUCAGCUGCGACGGCUUCCGUAGUAAUGGUUCGGGAAGACGAUGGUGGCGGUGUUGGAAAGUCCGAUGAUGACGAUGAUGACGAGGACGAAGAGGACGAUGAUGACGUGAUGGUGAUGGGUGCCGCUGACGUCGAUACCGAACUUAACAAGCUUUGUCAAUACCUGUAUCCCAGAUUACCGGGCAGAAACCGUAAACGCAGUGAUUACGACGAUGACGAGGAUGAUGACGAAUACAAUUGCGACCAACCUCCGAGUCCGGCUAGCAGCUCUUCGGGCUCGAUGACUCUGACCAUGGACUUAUCGCCACCACCAAUGACUCGUCGACAACAAUUUCAACAACAACAAAAGCAGCAGCAACAACAACAGCAGCAGCAGCAACAACAACAACAACAACAACAACAACAGCAGCAGCAGCAGAAACAGCAGCAGCAACAACACCACCUGCAGCAACAACAACAGCAGCUCCAACAACAGCAACAGCAGCAACUACACCAACAGCAGCAGCAACAACACCAACAGCAGCAGCAGCAACAACACCAGCAGCAGCAGCAACAACACCAGCAGCAACAACAACAACACCAGCAGCAGCAGCAACAACAACAACAACAGUCGUUCCACACGAUGCAGACUGCCGCACAACAACAGCGACAGCACCACGUGGAUUACGUCAUGAUGAUGGCUGCCGAAGAUCGUGCAGUCAUAUCGCCCGUUCGGUACACCGCCGAAGACGAGAACGUGGAGAUGCCGCCUGUAGUGUCGUUGACCACGGUGCCUUCGCCAUCACCGCCGUUACAACCGUCGCCGCCGCCGCCCGUUCAACUUAACGAUCGGGAUCACUUGAGUCUGCCACCGCGGAAACGGUCGAAAAUGAUACUCAAGUCGAUGGAGAGCACCGCCAAGAAAGAAGCGCAGUGCAGCCGUUAUAGUUCGGUAAUACAAUACGCCAACAAAGCCUCAAUUUAAACGUUAACGAUCGUAGUAUAUUAUAUAUUUAAUAAUAUUAUCAUCACAAUUUAUGAUUAUUAUACUUAUUUAUGAUAUUACUAUUAUUAUUAUUUCGUAUUAGAUAAUUACUUUAAUAAUUAUUAUUAUGCGACUGUCCCAAAUCUUUAUUUUAUUUUUUCGCAACAUACGUACACAUUAUACCUACUAUAACGUGGAACUUUAUUUGCCCAAAUGAUAAUAGUCAAGUUUAAUAUUAUUAUUUUACGUCAUUAGUGUUAUAGAAAGGAAACAUUUAUUAUUUUAGUAUCUGUGAUAUGAUAAUACAUUAUUUACCAAAAUAUUAUUAGGUGAACCGUGCCACUGGGCGGGGGAACGACGUAAAGGAGGGUUCCGAUAGUUGUUAUCAAAAAACAGGAGUAUAAAUAUAUAUAAUUAUUAUUAUUUUCUACGUUUUAGAACUAAUUGUAUUAUUAUUAUUAUUAUUAUUAUUAUUAUUAUUUAUUUUUUAACAAAUAUUUCGAUUCGUACGCGUUUCCCUUGGACGUUCCUUUCGUGAAUAGUUACGAUUUUUUUUUUAGUCUGGGAAAAUAUAUGCUGUGUACGCAUUAUAUCUUUUUUUUUAAUGCAAUUUUAGUCUAUAUAUUACUAAUAAUAUAAUUUAAUAUAGAAUAAUGAAAUCAUACGGGUAGUAGUUAAUUACAUUCUCUCGCUAGAGGAACAAAAAGUCUGUCGAGCAGUUUUUGCUAUAAUAUAAUAAUUAUUAUUGAUAUUAAAUUGCAUAUUAUUUAAACACUAUUAAAAUGCAACAAGUUGUGUAGUUUCAUUGUUUUUCUUUUUCUUUUACUAGGUGCAUAGGACUAAGUUUAGUAAUUAUUAACGUAAUUAAAAUAAUACAAAACAGAAAAUCAUCUACCUCAUUUGUAUGCCUUAUACAUUAAUUGCCUAUAAUUAGAAAAAAACAGUACAAAUCAUAUUAUCCUAAAGUGACGAAACUCACUGAGGACCAAUUUAUAUUUAAAUAAUUAUUAUAUUUAUUGUGUGUGAAAAUAAUUUACGCGUGUGUAUGUGUGUGUGUGUGUGUGUGUUAGUAUUUGUGCACGCAUAUACAUAUACACAUACCUACAGUAGACUUUCGAUAUUAUUCGAAUUUCAACAUCUCGAAUUUUUCGACACGUCGAACUGAAUCGUAUCUUUUUUCUCUUGUUGACUUUCGAGAUUCUAUCGAGUCUACUGUACUAUAAUAAAUUAAUUUAAUUGUAAACAUAUUUUUAAUGUAUAUCAGCGUCAAUCAACAACAUGUAUAUUGUUAGAAAUUAAUUUUUAAUAUGUAAAUACAUUGACUGUCUUCGUAUUUAUGUAUAAUAUACAAUAUUACAAUAAGUACAAUGUGUUAUAUUAUAUAAUAAUAUAGAUACGAAGUGUAUGUAAAUGUACUGAUUUUGGAUCUCUUAAUAUCUCUGUAAAACUUGUAGGAACGCAUUAAUAUUAUUCUACAAAGAAAUAUGUUGCAUUUAAUGUUCCUACUACAAAAUCAUUGUUAAUUAGUCCAUACCUUUACAAUGUUGAUAUUUA
This is a messenger RNA of Myzus persicae (green peach aphid), 4831 nucleotides long. Its product is annotated as zinc finger X-linked protein ZXDB-like. Lineage: Eukaryota; Metazoa; Arthropoda; Insecta; Hemiptera; Aphididae. Gene Ontology annotation, cellular component: nucleus. The record is from RefSeq and is a predicted model, not a curated record. The transcript has 2 exons. The coding region runs from base 863 to 3277 and encodes 804 amino acids.